Molecule: messenger RNA, 237 nt
Organism: Macrosiphum euphorbiae (potato aphid)
Lineage: Eukaryota; Metazoa; Arthropoda; Insecta; Hemiptera; Aphididae
Source: the annotation of a GenBank genome assembly
AUGCACGUUAACCUAGGAGAUGGUAAAUGGAUGCCAAAUACUUCAUUACUCGAUCCAACUGGAAGUCAGUGCCUUGGAUGUAUGCGCCAUGUACAAUAUGUACCAGACCAGGCGCAAUAUAUACUGUUGGACUGUGGCCAUGGAUGGUAUUGUGCGAGCUGCAUCUCCACACCUCCUGCCAAAUGUGACGUCUAUGGUGAUAUGGUCGAAGGUACCUUAAGGAUAUUUUUAAAUUGA